AUGCCUCCACGCGCUCCCUCUUCUGUGUACGCGUUUGGUGCAGGCUAUCGACCUGGUCAGUUCGACCGAUUCCUCGAUCAGGUGGACAUGGGAAUCGACAUGGGAGGACUCGUCCGGUUCAACGAGGAGGAGAUCAAGGCAGAGCGUACUGAGCAGUAUCGCGUCCAUGCCCGCCUCCGUCUCAACCUCGACACAGCCGAGCUAGACCUCAAGGACUUCAUCAACGAUCAUAAGGAACUCAAGAACAAAGGCGAAGAGCUCCAGGGAAACUACUCGCGUCAGACUAAGCUUGUCGAGGACGCCUACGCUCUACGAGACGUCAGCACCGCUAUGGGACUCGAGCUGGUCAAGAAGAACUUGCGAAUCGAGCUUUCCGUCUGUAUUCGAGAGCUAGACCAGAAGGCUAUGGCUCUGAAAUUGAUCAUUGAUGAGAUUCAGAAGAGGAUUGCCAUGAUUGAGCUCAACAUCAUUCGCGCGGAGCAGCGCUUGCACGAGCUUGAGAUGAAGCUUCGUCCCGUCAGCAACAUCAUGGAGGCAAUGAAUCCUUAA
This is a messenger RNA of Diaporthe amygdali, 549 nucleotides long. RefSeq lists its product as uncharacterized. The transcript is spliced from 2 exons. Lineage: Eukaryota; Fungi; Ascomycota; Sordariomycetes; Diaporthales; Diaporthaceae. The record is from RefSeq and is a predicted model, not a curated record. Bases 1 to 549 code for a protein of 182 amino acids.